AAACGCAUUUUAAUUCUGCUCUUUCAGUGUGACUGCUGGGAACUCCGGCAGGAGGGUCAGAUGUUCGCCGCGCUCGCUGUGUUUGCUUUCUGGCACCGAGCGAGCCCUGCAGGCUGCGAGCCCCUCCUGGCCCCAGCCGGGCUCUUUGCUCUCUGCCGAGCGCUGAUCUGGGGAGAAAAGUGAGAAUUUCCUUACGUUUCGAAUUUCUCGACUCCCCCUGACUUUUUCUUCUUCGUCGGCGAGUGGCGGAGGAACAACAGCGGCGGCGCAGAAGAGGAGGAGGAGGAGGAGGAGAGCAUCGGAGGAAGGCAGGCGCCCCACGGCCAUCGCGGCAGGGAACGCCACCCGGAGCAAGCGUCACCGGUCGACAUGUCCUACAUCAGCUGCGCCUUGCGGGCGGCCGCCCCCCGCCGCCUGCCAGCCCCCUGGAGAAGCCCCCGGCCCUUCAGCAGCGCCGCGGGACCCCCGGCGGAGAAGAACGUCCCCUACCAGAAGACGCUGAAGGAGGAAGGCGCCAGGAGCACGGGGCCCAGCCGGCCCCCACCGCCCUCGGCUGAGGUGGUGGUGGUCGGGGGGGGCAGCCUGGGCUGCCAGACCACCUACCACCUGGCCAAGCUGGGGGUCACCAGCGUGGUCCUGCUGGAGAGGGACCGCCUGACGUCGGGCACCACCUGGCACACGGCCGGUUUGCUGUGGCAGCUUCGUCCCAGCGACGUGGAGGUGGAGCUGCUGGCGCACACGCGGGACGUGGUCAGCCGGGAGCUGCCGGCGGAGACGGGGCUGCACACGGGCUGGGUGCAGAACGGGGGGCUCUUCAUCGCCUCCAACAAGCAGCGCCUCGACGAGUACAAGAGGCUCAUGUCGCUGGGGAAGGUGUACGGCGUGGAGUCCUACGUCCUGUCCCCGGCACAGACCAAGGAGCUGUACCCACUGAUGAACGUCGCCGACCUCUACGGCACGCUGUACGUCCCCAAGGAUGGCACCAUGGAUCCUGCUGGCACCUGCUCCACUCUUGCCAGAGCAGCAGCUGCCAGAGGUGCUACGAUCAUAGAGAACUGCCCCGUGACUGGCAUCCAGGUCAGAGCCGACGAUUUCGGGGUGAAGCGGGUGCACGCGGUGGAGACGGCCCACGGGACCAUCCAGACCCCCUGCGUGGUCAACUGCGCAGGGGUGUGGGCACGUGCCCUGGGCCAGCUGGCAGGCGUCCAUGUGCCACUGGUGGCGAUGCAUCAUGCCUACGUGGUGACUGAGCGCAUCGAGGGCAUUCAGAACAUGCCGAACGUGCGCGAUCACGAUGCCUCGGUGUACCUCCGUCUCCAAGGCGAUGCCCUCUCCGUGGGCGGCUAUGAGUCAAACCCCAUCUUCUGGGAGGAGGUAUCUGAGAAAUUUGCUUUUGGCCUCUUUGACCUGGACUGGGAUGUUUUCACGCAGCACAUCGAGGGUGCCAUCAACAGGGUGCCGGUGCUGGAGAAAACGGGCAUUAAAUCCACCGUCUGCGGGCCAGAGUCGUUCACGGCCGACCACAAGCCGCUCAUGGGGGAAGCUCCAGAAGUCCGUGGCUUCUUCCUUGGCUGUGGCUUCAACAGUGCUGGGAUGAUGCUGGGAGGUGGCUGCGGGAGGGAGCUGGCUCACUGGAUCGUCCACGGGCGGCCGGAGAAGGACAUGUACGGCUAUGACAUCAGGAGGUUUCACCAGUCCCUCACCGACAACAACCGCUGGAUCCGGGAGCGGAGCCACGAAUCCUACGCCAAGAACUACUCCGUCGUCUUCCCCCAUGAUGAGCCGCUGGCGGGGCGCAACAUGAGGAAGGACCCCCUGCAUGAGGAGCUGCUGCAGCAGGGCUGUGUUUUCCAGGAGAGGCACGGCUGGGAGCGGCCGGGCUGGUUCAGCCCCAAGGGAGCAGCUCCGGUCCUGGAUUACGAUUAUUACGGGGCCUACAGCCAGGAGCGCCACAGGGACUACGCCUACAACCAGCUGCUGGCAGACGAGUACACCUUUGACUUCCCCCCCCAUCACGACACUAUCAAGAAUGAAUGCUUAACGUGCCGAAACGCCCUGGCUCUCUUCGACAUGUCUUAUUUCGGGAAGUUCUACCUGGUUGGCCCCGAAGCGACAAAAGCGGCCAACUGGCUGUUCACCGCCGACGUGAGCAAAGCGCCAGGCUCCACCGUGUACACCUGCAUGCUGAACAAGCGCGGCGGCGUGGAGAGCGACCUGACGGUCAGCAGGAUCAGCCCCGGGGAGCCGGGCUCCCCCCUGGCCCCCGCCUUCCAAGGGGACGGCUACUACCUGGCCAUCGGCGGGGCAGUGGCGCAACACAACUGGUCGCACAUCACGGCGGUGCUGCAGGACAUGAAGCUCCAGUGCCAGCUCAUUGACUGCUCGGAGGAGCUGGGCAUGAUGAGCCUGCAGGGCCCGCUCAGCCGUGCCGUCCUCCAAGAAGUGCUCGACACCGACCUCAGCAACGAGGCCUUCCCCUUCUCCACCCACAAACUCGUGAGGGCCGCGGGAUGCACGGUCCGUGCCAUGAGGCUGUCGUUCGUCGGCGAGAUGGGCUGGGAGCUGCACGUGCCCCGGGCGGACUGCGUCAGGGUGUACCGGGCGGUGAUGCAGGCGGGCGCCCGGCACGGCAUCGCCAACGCCGGCUACAGAGCCAUCGACAGCCUCAGCAUCGAGAAAGGGUACAGACACUGGCACGCAGACCUGCGCCCCGACGACACCCCGCUAGAAGCAGGCUUGGCCUUCACCUGCAAGCUCAAGUCCGGCAUCCCCUUCCUGGGCCGGGAGGCUGUGGAAGCCCAAAAAUCCUCAGGCAUCUUCCGCCGCCUUGUGUGCUUCACCACUGACGAGAAGGUGCCGAUGUUCGGCCUGGAGGCCAUCUGGAGGGACGGCCAGGUGGUCGGCCACGUCCGUCGGGCAGACUUUGGGUUCGCCAUCGACAAAACCAUCGCCUACGGCUACAUCCGCGACCCCGCGGGGGGACCCGUCUCGCUGGAUUUUGUGAAGAGCGGCAGCUACCAGCUGGAGAGGAUGGGGGUGAGCUACCCUGCCCGAGCACACACCAAGUCCCCGUUUGACCCGGAGAACAAGCGAGUGAAGGGCAUUUACUGAAGGACACCGGGAUGGGGAUGGGAGAGCCCUUUGGAGGUACCGACCAAGUCCCCAGACCUCGCUGCCCCAGCAGGGAGAGCUGGGCAAACGCCUACAGUCUGCAGUGAACUCAUCGAGCAAAUUUGGUCCAGAUUAAAGGGGAAGAAAUGGAAGAGGUUCCAAAGAGCCCAACAAUUUUGUUCCCAGCUUUCCUAAAUGAAGCAAUACCACUAGAGCAAUAGUUCUUUCCCGUGGGUUAAUUGACCUGAAAACAGUGUUUUGCUUGACUGCAAAGGAAAUAGUUUCAAUUUUUGACUUUGCUGGAAACCCUUUCCCCCAAAAUGUAGUUUCAUGCUGCACGGAAAUGAAUUUUUUAAACCAUCUCUCUGCCAUUAAUAUGACUGUCACCUCC
Molecule: messenger RNA, 3502 nt
Organism: Cygnus atratus (black swan)
Lineage: Eukaryota; Metazoa; Chordata; Aves; Anseriformes; Anatidae
Gene: SARDH
Product: sarcosine dehydrogenase
Exons: 22
Coding region: 370-3111 (913 amino acids)
Cellular component (GO): mitochondrion
Molecular function (GO): oxidoreductase activity; protein binding
Source: RefSeq, a predicted model, not a curated record